AUGGAGCACUAUGCCACUAUGGGAUCGCUUUCCGAAGUGUUCCACGGAAUACCAGGUCUGUCGUAUGAUCGUAUCUGCCGAAGCCAUCUCCGCGGUUGUGCCACAAUGGCUGGUAUUGUCGCUAUCAUCAUUGACAUAGGAGGAGGGGAAUCAGAUCGGAUCCCAAUGCGUCUGCUUGCUGUCUUUGUUCAGUCUACUGUCAGCAACACAUCUUCCACCUUUGAACGCGAUUUCGACUUCAACAUCGUCCAAAUCGUUCUGGCCGUCUCAAAUGGAGAUUGUGAGCGCAAGAACAAGCUUCUGACGACACUCUCGCAACGCCAAGCCUACAUACCUGACACCACUGACACCAUUACGAAUGCAUACAUCCAUCGACAUACGGAAUCGAGGAGGGAUAUCCUACUGCGUUUUGGUCAGGAGCACAGCGCCAGAGCAAAAAGAUUAAGGUUGCCAUCGUGGAACCUCCUUUCACCUAGCCACCUUGACCAAUUUCAUAGCCAAAAGGACGAGCUCCCCACCUGGUUCGAACAAGGUUCUGCAAUCCCACGCUCUACCACUGAGCUAGGAGAGCGUAAUGUUAACGGUCAAAGGGUUCCGUCUGAUCCACUAUAUAUAACCCUACAAAAUGCUCCAGCUGACUCCCGCGCGUGCGGUCAUUCAGAUGGGCAGCCGCACGUGCGGUCAUUCAGAUGGGCAGCCGCACGUGCGGUCAUUCAGAUGGGCAGCCGCACGUGCGGUCAUUCAGAUGGGCAGCCGCACGUGCGGUCAUUCAGAUGGGCAGCCGCACGUGCGGUCAUUCAGAUGGGCAGCCGCACGUGCGGUCAUUCAGAUGGGCAGCCGCACGUGCGGUCAUUCAGAUGGGCAGCCGCUAAAAUGGAGGUUGUGUACAUCGUAUAUUAUACUGGUGUACACCCAUAG
This is a messenger RNA of Pseudocercospora fijiensis CIRAD86, 918 nucleotides long. RefSeq lists its product as uncharacterized. Lineage: Eukaryota; Fungi; Ascomycota; Dothideomycetes; Mycosphaerellales; Mycosphaerellaceae. Bases 1 to 918 code for a protein of 305 amino acids. The record is from RefSeq and is a predicted model, not a curated record. The transcript is spliced from 11 exons.